GGCUGCGCUCGGUUCUCCCUCCACUAACUUGGAAUGCUUUCAGAACACGGCCAUCGCCGUUUCGCCCUGAAUCUCCGUUCUCCGGGAAAUACGGCUCUCCUAUGAGACCCUGAGCGGCGAACGCUGCUGCCUCCCAUCACACUUUAGCAGAGCAGAACGAUGACUGCGAGCCUGCAGGAGAAGAGACUGGGAGCCGAUACUCGAGCUCAGCUUGCGCGCAGACUGUACCUUGAUGUUUGGGAGUCCUGCAUAUGAAGGCUUUGCAAACUCUGGAGAGAAACGCCGUGCCGCCCCAGCACAGUAAUGAACAAAGAACCAUGUGAACACAGAAUGGGAUGACCAGCUUGAAGGUGCAGGCCUAAAAAUGCAGUGGACCCCAGAGCAUGCACAGUGGGCGGAACAGCACUUCGACAUCUCAUCCACCACCCGCUCCCCAGCACACAAGGCUGAGGCCUACGUAGGCCACCUGCAGCAGACCUACCACUACGCCUGGGCCAACGAUGACAUCUCUGCUCUGACUGCCUCCAACCUUCUAAAGAGGUAUGCUGAGAAGUACUCUGGCAUUUUGGAGGGCCACGGUGAACGGACGCCGCUAAGCUCCUAUGCAGAAACCGCACCGGCACUUCUGAACGGACGGAAGUGCGAAAGCGAGACUUGGCAGGAUCGUGUCUAUCCAAUGAGCUGCAUACCAGACGCAGUGUCUGUGAGCAAGUCUGGGGCAGCAGCUGCUCUAGCCACGGCAGAUGUCUCCACCAGUGUCGGCAGCUCUCCUGGGCUGGCUGGCACCAUGACGGAGCCCAGCUACUCCAGCACCAACUGUGGAAGUCAUGUGGUCGGUGGCCUUCACGCAGCACUGCCGACCCAGGAGUACUCGGCUGGUUACAGUGGCUCCUUCCUGCAUUCUAGUUACAGCGGGCAGCCAGCUCUUUCCUCGCCCCACCCUUCACCUCUGCACGGCUCUGGGCUCCUUCAGCCGCCGCCCCCACCCCCUCCACCGUCACUGGUUCCCAGUUAUGGCACCGGCUCUUCAAGUCUCCCCAGCUAUAAUUACCCCUCAGUAGAGUAUCCAGCACAGACUGCGGUUGCCUCGGGGUACAGUCACGGGGGUGCACCGCCUCCAUCUGUCUACCUACCGUCAGAUAUUGCCGCUCCGACUCCCUUGCCCCCCUCCUCUCUACCUGGCUAUUCCUACCAGCCCCACAACCUUCCACCAAUUGCGCCAACACCUCUGAACAGUAAUUCGGCCAGUUCUCUGAAAAGAAAGGCUUUCUAUAUAACAGGGCAGGGAGAAAUAAACUCGGGAUAUGGUAAUUUCAGCUAUAACCAGCAACGUUCCACAGAAAGUCCUAUAUAUUGUGUGCCAGAUAACAGCAUUCCAAAUACAGCCGGAGGGAAUGGAUUUGAUAGAAAUGCUGAGACCUCAUCUUUGGCAUUUAAGCCCACGAAGCAGCUGAUGCCCUCUGAUCAGAAAAGAAAAUUUAGCAGCCAGUCCAGCAGAGUUCCGACCCCUCCGUCCUACCCUGCAGCCAGAGGCUCUUUGGCAGGAUCACAGUCAGUAGAGCCUUUUGGAAAGUUUGCAUCCCCAGUCACGAGUGAGCAGAGUGAUGAGCACGGACAGCUCUCACGCUUGAUGCCAGGAUCAAGCGUUGGCACUGCGGCCUCAUCUACCCAUCCCGCAAGGGAGCAGUUUGAGGGCGUUGAACCACAUCUUGUAGAACUGAUUACCAGUGAGAUUAGCCGGCAGGAUACCCCUGUGGACUGGAGUGACAUUGCUGGACUGGAACUGGUCAAAGCUACAAUAAAAGAGGAGCUUCUGUGGCCCAUGCUGAGACCAGAUGUGUUUAGUGAACUUUCGGCCAUACCCCGGAGCAUUCUCCUGUUCGGACCUCAGGGAACAGGUAGGACGUUGUUGAGUCGCUGCAUAGCCAGCCAGCUGGGGGCUGCGUUCUUCCAGCUUAGCGGCUCUGCCCUGGUCACCAAAUGGUUGGACGAGGGUGAGAAGAUUGUUCGCGCCUCCUUCCUGGUGGCUCGGUGUCGCCAGCCGGCUGUGGUGUUCAUCAGCGAUGUUGAUCUUCUGCUGUCCGCCCAGCUCGGUGAAGAGAGCUCCGUGAACAGAGUCAGGAGAGAGCUUCUCAUGCAGCUAGACAAUGUCCUGGCCCCUUCUGAGGAGAACGUGGUGGUCAUAUGCUCCACCAGUAAGCCGGAGGAGAUUGACGAGUCCCUGAGAAGGUACUUCAUGAAACGUUUCCUCAUCCCUUUACCAGACAGCACAGCAAGGCAACAAAUAAUUAGCCAGCUGCUCUCUCAGCACAACUACUGCCUCAGUGAGAAAGAGGUGGCAUUGCUCGUCAUGCGGACAGAGGGCUUCUCGGGGCUGGACAUAGCCCAACUGUGCCAGGAGGCAGUAGUGGGCCUGCUCCAAGCCACUGGGGCCGAACUUUCCUCCAUCUUACCCAGUCAGUUGAGGCCGGUCACUUAUCAAGACUUCAAGAACGUGUUUUGCAAAAUUCAACCUAGCAAAACACAAAAAGAGCUAGAGACGUACACCGAGUGGAACAGGAUGUUUGGUUGUAGCCACUGAAACAACACAUUGGAGAAUUGAAAAAGUCAACAAACCUAUCUAUCUAAGACAGAGAGUUUUCUGUCUUUGGAAGGGAGUUGGGCAGAA
This is a messenger RNA of Scleropages formosus (Asian bonytongue), 2668 nucleotides long. RefSeq names its product fidgetin-like. The transcript has 4 exons. Bases 365 to 2581 code for a protein of 738 amino acids. Lineage: Eukaryota; Metazoa; Chordata; Actinopteri; Osteoglossiformes; Osteoglossidae. The record is from RefSeq and is a predicted model, not a curated record. Gene Ontology annotation, molecular function: microtubule severing ATPase activity; ATP hydrolysis activity; ATP binding.